This is a messenger RNA of Brassica napus (rape), 621 nucleotides long. RefSeq lists its product as uncharacterized. The coding region runs from base 1 to 621 and encodes 206 amino acids. The record is from RefSeq and is a predicted model, not a curated record. The transcript has 2 exons. Lineage: Eukaryota; Viridiplantae; Streptophyta; Magnoliopsida; Brassicales; Brassicaceae.
AUGGAUCAUUUUUCCCUAAACUCUCCCGGGUUUGUUAACCUGUUAACUUCCCAGAGCAGUCAAACAAUAGAAGUAGAGUCUUCUGAGGUUCCUAGGUUUAGUAGCCAGAGCUCUGAAUCUCCCAAACCAGUGGAAAGGAGAAAGUGGACACAAAAAGAAGACAUUGUGCUCAUCAGUGCUUGGUUGAACACCAGCAAGGAUCUCAUAGUGAGUAAUGAGCAGAAGGAAGUUGCGUUUUGGAAGAGAAUAGGGGAGUAUUUCAAUUCAAGCCCUCAGCUCAGUGGCUUCUCUCCAAGAGAGGCAAGUCACUGUAAGCAGAGGUGGGGAAGAGUGAAUGAGUUUGAUCAAAAAUGGAGAUCAAACUGUGUUUGCAAAGAUGGUGCAAAGGACAAAAGGAAGGAACCUGCGGAGAUGGUGCCUGACUUGGAAGAGGUUAUGCCUCAUGGUGUUAAGGCUUGCAAAGCAGCGAAACACAAGAAGCAUGGGAAAGAAGCAGUCUAUGAUCAAUUACAGAGCAUGCUAGCUGUGAAACAGAAGAUAUCCAAACAGAAACUCCUUGAUCGUCUCCUUGCCAAAAAAGAUACACUAUCUGAUAUAGAAGUGUCACUGAAAACAAACUAG